Molecule: messenger RNA, 742 nt
Organism: Propithecus coquereli (Coquerel's sifaka)
Lineage: Eukaryota; Metazoa; Chordata; Mammalia; Primates; Indriidae
Product: UDP-glucuronosyltransferase 2A2-like
Exons: 1
Molecular function (GO): UDP-glycosyltransferase activity
Source: RefSeq, a predicted model, not a curated record
AUGGUUUCCAUAGUGGAUAUCGCCAUGCCUAAGAAGUUUGUCCAGCUGCUGGUUUUUAAUUUGACUCUGAUUGAAAUUGUUCUAAGUGGGAAUGUGCUAAUUUGGCCUACAGAUGGUAGCCAUUGGUUAAAUAUUAAGAUCAUUCUAGAAGAGUUGAUUCAAAGAAAUCACAAUGUGACUGUACUGGCUUCAUCAGCAACUCUAUUGAUCAAUUCCAAUGUGAAGUCUCCUGUGAAUUUUGAAGUGAUACCUGUUCUUUUUAAGACAAGCGAUAUAGAUUCCUUGGUAGAACAUAUGAUAAUGCUGUGGAUAGACCACAGACCAACUCCUCUCACACUGUGGACUUUCUACAAAGAACUAGGAAAACUCGUAGAUACUUUUUUUCGAAUUAAUAUACAAAUCUGUGAUGGCGUAUUAAACAACCCCAGGUUAAUGGCGAGACUUCAGAAAGGUGGUUUUGAUGUGUUGGUAGCAGACCCAGUAACGAUCUGUGGUGACCUGGUUGCUCUGAAAUUAGGAAUUCCAUUUAUGUAUACCUUGAGGUUCUCUCCAGCCUCAACGGUAGAGAGACACUGUGGAAAAAUCCCAGCACCAGUCUCCUAUGUACCUGCAGCCUUGUCAGAGCUCACUGACCAGAUGACCUUUGCUGAAAGGGUUAAAAAUACCAUAUCUUAUCCACUGCAAGACUAUAUAUUUCAAUCCUACUGGGGAGCAUGGAAUUCAUACUACAGCAAAGUUUUAG